Molecule: messenger RNA, 2778 nt
Organism: Clarias gariepinus (North African catfish)
Lineage: Eukaryota; Metazoa; Chordata; Actinopteri; Siluriformes; Clariidae
Gene: mto1
Product: mitochondrial tRNA translation optimization 1
Exons: 11
Coding region: 390-2186 (598 amino acids)
Biological process (GO): tRNA wobble uridine modification; tRNA methylation
Cellular component (GO): cytosol
Molecular function (GO): flavin adenine dinucleotide binding
Source: RefSeq, a predicted model, not a curated record
CAAACACAAGACGGUUACCAGUUUAAAUUGAACAAACUGUUUUCCUGAGGUAAACGUAAGGCAUUUUAUUAAAGUUUAUACAUUUUCUGUGAUUAAAGUAGCGAUUUUAAAAUUAAAAUAACUUAAACAGAGCAUAUGUCACGCAGUGGAAAUAAAAAAAGCAAUAAAAAUGACCCUAUUCGCAAAAAUGUUUUGUGAUAAAUUAAAGCCAUGUUUAGAAUAUACAAUGUGGUGGGUUUGUGAUAAGUUUGUUUGUUAACAGCAGUGAUGUACUAAAAAGAUUUAAAAUUCUAAUGUCUCCCAGUAUUGAUAUAUCACCCAGCACUAACUUUUCUUUCUUUCUGUUUUUCUUUAGCUCUUUGCUUUUUCUUUAAAAUAUAAAUUUUCCCAUGUUGAAAUUACGGAGGCUGUUCGUCCGACAUCAUCUCCUGUCCAGAUGUAGCUCUCAGAAAGCAAAUGACGUCACCCACAAAUAUGAUGUCAUCGUAGUGGGUGGCGGUCAUGCUGGAACAGAAGCGGCUGCCGCCGCAACCAGAAUCGGAUCCGAAACGCUGCUCAUAACGCAUAAAAUCGAAACCAUCGGUGCGCUGUCAUGCAACCCCUCACUGGGAGGAGUAGGAAAAGGUCAGCUGGUGAAGGAGGUGGAUGCUCUGGAUGGCCUGAUGGGUAGAGGAGGCGACUACGCCGGAGUUCACUUCUCCGUCCUCAACCGCAGCAAGGGACCCGCGGUGUGGGGCCCGAGGGCACAGCUGGACCGGGGACGCUACAGGGAGUUCAUACAGUCACAGUUACUCAAUAUGCCGAGACUGACUGUGAUUGAGGGAUCUGUGGAGGAUCUGAUCGUGUCUGCUGCUGACCCAGAAAAGCCCGGGAGACACCGUGUGACUGGAGUCCGUAUGGCGGAUGGCGUUGGGGAAAUACUCGCCAGGGCUGUCGUCAUCACCACCGGCACUUUCCUUUCCGGCUCCCUCUUCAUGGGCCAGACCACGUCUCCUGGAGGGAGGAUGGGUGAACCCCCGUCCUGCUCGGGUCUCUCACACAGUCUAAGAGAAGUGCUCGGGUUAAAACUCGGCCGGCUGAGGACUGGGACGCCACCUCGGAUCAUUAAAGACACGGUCGACUUCUCCCUCGCUGAGCUUCACCUUCCAGACCCGCGGCCAACUCCGUUUAGCUUCAUUAACAAACACACACACUGCAAGCCGGAGAAUCAGCUCCCGUGUCACCUGACCCACACGACCCCAGGUGUAGAAGACGUGGUGCGUCAGAGCCUGCACAUGAACUCGCACAUACAGCAGGACACCAAAGGACCCAGGUACUGUCCUUCCAUCGAGUCCCGGGUCCUGCGUUUUCCCGGGCGACAGCAUCAGGUCUGGUUGGAGCCAGAGGGGUUGACCUCCGACCUCGUGUACCCUCAGGGGUUGUCCAUGACGAUGCCCCCUGACCUGCAGCUCCGGCUCCUCCGGGAAAUUCCCGCUUUGCACCGGGUGGAGAUUAGGACACCGGGUUACGGGGUGCAGUAUGACUUUGUUUGCCCAAUGCAGCUGUUCCCGUGGCUGCAGGUCAAGGGUGUCCAGGGGCUUUUCCUGGCAGGACAGAUUAAUGGGACGACAGGGUACGAGGAAGCAGCAGCACAGGGUUUGUGGGCGGGCGUUAACGCUGGAAGGACCGCCCUCUCUCUCCCCCCUCUGUCCCUGUCCCGUACCGAGAGCUACAUCGGGGUGAUGAUCGAUGACCUGGUGAGCCGCGGCGUUACUGAACCAUACCGCAUGUUCACGAGCCGGGCCGAGUUCAGGACCUCACUCCGCCCCGAUAACGCGGACCUGCGCCUCACGCUCAGAGGUUUUGAAGAGGUCGGGUGUGUGUCGUCAGAGCGCUAUAGCGAGGCUCAAAGAGUGGGUCGGGGUCUCGGCGACGCCCUCGUCGCCUUGCAGUCCGUCACCAUGUCCUCUCAACGCUGGAGGGAAAAACUGCGAGACGCAGGGAUCAGUGAGGUGAAAAGCACGCUCAUCAGCGGAGAAGAGAUGCUGCAGCAUAAAGAGGUCUCAUUCGAAAUGUUGGUCUCCAUCUUCCCUGAAAUAUUUACACAGUAUUUAGAGUUUUCCCAGCGGAUCAAAAUCGAAGACCUCCUGCCUGGCAGUUCCAACCUCAGCAUCCUUCUACCGAUAUAUUCACAAUCUCUCCUCUGAACAUGUCCAAACCACCUCAAUCUGGCCUCUCUGACUUUAUCUCCAAAACAUCUAACAUGGGUUGUCCCUCUGAUGAACUCAUUCUUGUUCCUAUUCAUCCUUGUCACUCCCAAAGAGAACCUUAACAUCUUCAGCUCUGCUACCUCCAACUCUGCCUCCUGUCUUUUCUUCAGAAUUUACACUUAUUCCACUUUAGAAUAUCAGCUCUGUUAACUUCCAGAUUCUGGGGUUAAAUCCCAAAUAGUGUUAAAUGGAAAGCUAGUGCACUAUGUAGGGUGUACAAUCCCUUGUUCCAUACACCAAGUAGUGCCCUUGCCUAGAUGUGUGUUCUUACUGAAAGUGCUUCUGUGACUGGUUGUGAAUGUGAGUUUUGUCAGACAGCUGCUCUCUCCUCAGUACAGACCUACUCUCACCCACGCUGAGACACACAGUUAGUGUCAUUAACCACUGGACAACAUCUGGGACACGCCCACUCAUGCAGAUAGUAACAGCACUGUGCCGUGUAACUAUCUGUUAUCAUCACUCACAUUCUCGAGUCACUACACUCAACUGUUACCGUUAACUCCUACUGCUUCCAUACUCCGCUGUUACU